GGGGCCCUCUCGCUUUUCAUCAACUCCCCAGCACCACGAACCUGUCGAAACUUGCACUCUGUCGCAAUCGUUAACACCACCAUUUUCUGACAAAAUGGCGGAAGGCAACGACAAGAGCUCAAAUCCCAUGCGCGAUCUGCGCAUUGACAAGCUGGUGCUGAACAUUUCGGUCGGCGAGUCCGGUGAUCGUCUCACCCGUGCUGCGAAGGUGUUGGAACAACUGUCGGGUCAAACUCCUGUCUACAGCAAAGCCCGUUACACCGUCCGGUCUUUCGGUAUCCGUCGUAACGAAAAGAUCGCCGUCCACGUCACCGUCCGUGGGCCCAAAGCCGAAGAAAUCCUCGAACGCGGCCUGAAAGUCAAGGAAUACGAGUUGAGGAAGAAGAACUUCAGCGAGACCGGAAACUUCGGAUUCGGCAUCUCCGAGCACAUCGAUCUGGGAAUCAAGUAUGAUCCGGCGAUUGGGAUUUACGGAAUGGAUUUCUACUGCUGCAUGGGCAGACCCGGCGCGAGAGUUGCCAGGAGAAGACGUUGCAAGAGCAAGGUGGGACGCAGCCACCAGGUUUCCAAAGAUGAUUCGAUCAAGUGGUUCAAGACGAGAUUCGAGGGUAUUGUGCGGUAGAUGGUAAAUGGAGGAACUCGAUGUUGGGCGCCGACGGAGCAAUGAAAAGUUAGUCAACCCGGGCGGAGGUGUGCUUUCGACAACAAGGCAAGACGUGCCUGAGUCGUCGUCGUCGGCAGUCAUCCCACAGGAGAGCAGACCGUCGAGAUUGGCUGUCAACAUCGUCCAGUCUGGAGCAUCCUACCCGCCCCGGAUGUUGAAUCAACAGAUUCAGACAGAUCAGGUCAACAUCAAAGACAAACCCCCGAACACCUUUCCAUGAGAGGGCCUCGUUGACCACCCUUCAUAGCAUUACUGAAAUGGGAAGAAAAGUCUAUGAAUGUCCUCUGAGCUUUUCCGUCGCCCCUGGACCUUAACAGCCUUCCCGCUCUCUCUGUUGACCCUGAAUCAUGCCUAUCGCAGGCUGGUGCUCUUGGGCGGACGAUGCUGUUUCCUUCUACAAACUCGUUGCCCUUGUCCACUUAGCGUGACAUAUGAUCAUUGAGGAAUAGUCCAGCCUGAUAUCAUACACGACAAGAGAAGUAGGCUUAAUGAGAGUCUUAAGACAAAAGGAAAAACGAGGAUUUAGCACUAAAUCGAACCGGAAGAUGUGGCAUUGCUUCAGUAUGAGAACACCUAUGUUCAAAUUGAAGAGGAUCGCUAGAUUGAUUGCUACCCUCAAGACUUCCCACGUCGAAUAGACGGAAGAUACCCCGGCGCCGUGCUUCCAUGCAUUGCGGUACAUGUUCCGAAAUAAGACAUCCCAUCAUAAA
This is a messenger RNA of Cladophialophora immunda, 1374 nucleotides long. RefSeq names its product 60S ribosomal protein L11. NCBI's taxonomy places the organism in Eukaryota, Fungi, Ascomycota, Eurotiomycetes, Chaetothyriales, Herpotrichiellaceae. The coding region runs from base 95 to 622 and encodes 175 amino acids. Gene Ontology annotation, biological process: translation. Gene Ontology annotation, cellular component: cytosolic large ribosomal subunit; ribosome. Gene Ontology annotation, molecular function: structural constituent of ribosome; RNA binding. The record is from RefSeq and is a predicted model, not a curated record. The transcript has 2 exons.